This is a messenger RNA of Thecamonas trahens ATCC 50062, 261 nucleotides long. Its product is annotated as cytochrome b5 isoform Cb5-D. The coding region runs from base 1 to 261 and encodes 86 amino acids. Gene Ontology annotation, cellular component: membrane; intracellular membrane-bounded organelle. Gene Ontology annotation, molecular function: heme binding. The record is from RefSeq and is a predicted model, not a curated record. Lineage: Eukaryota; Apusomonadida; Apusomonadidae. The transcript has 2 exons.
AUGAGGUCUGAGAAGCCGCGGCUGCGGAAGAUCACGGCGGAAGAGGUGGCGCUUCAUGACACCGAGGAUGACUGCUGGAUUAUUGUGGACGGCAAGGUGUAUGACGUGACGUCGUAUGUUUACGAGCACCCUGGUGGCGACAUCAUUGCCGAUGAUGCCGGCUACGACGCCACCGAGGGAUUUGACGAUGCGGACCACUCUGACGAGGCGGUUGAGGAGAUGGCCCAGUUCCUCAUCGGCGAGUUGGACGAGUCUCGGUGA